Messenger RNA from Oreochromis aureus, 3512 nucleotides. RefSeq names its product transmembrane channel-like 8 (gene tmc8). Lineage: Eukaryota; Metazoa; Chordata; Actinopteri; Cichliformes; Cichlidae. Bases 279 to 2330 code for a protein of 683 amino acids. The transcript is spliced from 16 exons. The record is from RefSeq and is a predicted model, not a curated record. Gene Ontology annotation, molecular function: mechanosensitive monoatomic ion channel activity. Gene Ontology annotation, cellular component: plasma membrane.
UCUGACAUGUUUCACCUGCAACAAAACAGUCAGCCAUACACAGAGAGCUUGAGGAACAAACAAACUCCAGACCAGCCAUUCAGAGGUCUUCAUUUCAGCGUGACGAUGUGUGUGAUAUUUUUAAUGCAGAUUGCGGAAGUAACUUCUCUCUUCACACAACUUUAAGUUGCAUCUUGCACGGAGAAGCUUGUUGAAAUGCUAUCUAGAUGAAGUAAGAAGUUUGGAUACUUUUUAUUUUUAUAUUUCAUUUUUGAUUAAAGAGGAAGUUCAAGGGGAAAAUGGAGGCGCACGAAAGUGUCGACUUUAUGAGGCUCAUGUCAGAGGAAAGCACUGUGUCCACCCUGUCUUCAGACUCCUGUGAGUACUAUCAGACUGAGAUAUUUGACCUGCUGCCCAGCAUUCAAGCUUCCCGACCUGAGCAGAACAGACAUGACUUUUCGGAAGAAACCAACCAGGGUGGCCGAGAGGCCGGGGAAAAGAGUGGCCAGCUGUCCAGAGGACCCAGAGACAAAACAUCUAUGCAGCCACUCAGAAACUUGGCCAUGUGUAUUCAGGGAAAGAGGGGUGCCAAGGAAAGGAGGAAGUUGGAAGUCAAUGAUAUAAAUUUUUGGGAGUCCUGGAGGAAAAGCCAGAGCACCAACAGGAAGAGGGUGAGGGAACAGAUAAAAGAAGCUCUGUCUGGCCUGGUGCCCUGGCAGCACACCCUCCGGACCAUCGAAGGCAAGUUUGGAGUUGGGGUGAAGUCCUAUUUUGUUUUCCUCAGAUAUCUGAUUUACUUGAACCUGCUACACUGCGUGCUUAUCGGGGGUUUCAUUGUGGGUCCAUCGAUAUUUUAUCGCAGUGACAAGUAUGAACCAUUGACAUAUAACGAAAGGGACUCUGCUUUAAAUUUCUUCUUGGGAACUGGCUAUGUGAAUCGUUCCCUUGUCUUCUAUGGCUUUUAUACACGAGGAUCCCUGGAUUUAAAGUGUUUGAACACACCGUUGCUGUACCUUGCUGGAAUCUUCUCAGUCAUAUUUUUAAGUCUCAUUCUGGUGGUCCGCAGAACAACAGUCGGCUACAAGCACACCUGGAUGCUCGGGAAGCGUUACAGCAUGAACGUGAGCUAUAAGAUCUUCUGUGGCUGGGACUUCACCAUCCAGGAUCCCACUGCUGCGGCUCUCAAACACGGCUUCAUCAGAAAUGACCUCAAGCUUUUCCUGGAGGAGCAGAGUUUCUCUUUAAGGGCGGCUCAAAGGACACUUAGAGAGAAGGUCCGUCUCUACCUGCUCAGAAUCAUCCUGAACCUGAUUACUAUAUCUCUGCUUGGCGGAGCCUUUUACCUCAUCUACUUCGCCACACAAACAUCUCUGAAAAAGGGCAACUCUCAACCCCACUGGUUGGUCAGUCUUCUCUUCCAGUAUCUUCCUCCCAUCACCAUCACCUUUGUCAAUCUAGUCCUGCCCCACAUCUUCCGUAAGAUCUCGUCUUUUGAAGACUACUCCUUCACCAUGCAGGUGAAUGUCACGCUUCUGAGGAGCAUCUUCUUAAAGCUGGCCUCCUUGGGGAUCUAUUUAUUUUUUGUCUUCACAACAACAGAGCAAGAUGCCAAGUGCAAGGAGAACCAGUUUGGUAGAGAGAUGUACAAGCUGUCCAUCUUCAACUUCCUCGCCACUUUCUUCAGUGUCUUUUUCUUUAACUACCCCAGGAAGUUGGUACAAGAGACUUAUCCAAGAUCUUUGCUGGCCCGAAUAUCAGGGAAACAGCGCUUCCUGAUACCAUUCAAUGUGCUGGACCUUGUUUACAGUCAGACUGUGUCCUGGGUGGGAGUCUAUUACUGCCCUCUGCUGCCUGUCAUAGGAAUCGUUUCAUUGGUUGUCACAUUCUACGUUAAAAAGUUCAGUGUCAUGCGGUGUUGUGUGCCAGAGCAGCGGAUGUUUCGAGGGUCCAGCUCUUCAGUUUUGUUCCAUUUCAUGUUGCUGCUUGGUCUCUUCAUGUGUGCAGCGACACUGGGCUUCAACCACUAUCCUCUACAAAGCACCGAGGGCAGAAACGCGUCCUCCUGCGGUCCAUUUAGAAAUGAACAAACAAUGUUCAAUGUGACUGGAGACUGUGUGAAAAGUCUCCCCAGCCCAGCUCAGACCACUAUCCGCUAUCUGACUUCUGAGGCCUUCGCCCUACCACUAAUACUAGCAGAGAUCAUAUUCUUAACCUCUUAUGUGUCUCGGAGACGAGCCAAUCAGAGGGCCAUUGAGAGACUGAAAGACAUGCUAGUUAUGAGCAGCUCUGAUAAGCGUUUCCUGGUGAAGCAGCACGCCACGAUGCUGCGGCAGCGAAAUAAGCAACACUGAGCUCUUUCUGCGGUCAUCGAAGAAGACGUCACUCGCAGUCACUAAAAACAUCCCAUCUAUGCUUUUAAAAAGUGGCUUUGGUCUCGACAGACUUCCUCUUAAAACUAAAAUACGGUUCUGGCAGCUGACAGGUGGCCGAAAUGAAAAAUGAAAGUGCAGGCUAACUCUUGCUUUAUAAAAGAUAAGAGCCACAAAUAUAAUCUUUUCCCCCUUUUUUCUUUUUAUAUUGUAAAUACUUUAACUAUAAAAACCUUCCUCCUUUUAAUGGCAACAACUUUAUUUCUAUAGCACAUUUCAUUACAUAUAAACUCAAUGGGCUUAACACAUAAAAACACAAAAAUGUGUGUGGGUUUGUUGCCUCGAGGCAGGGAAGACAGCCAAACAAAACAACAGCACUUGUCUAUUAAUACAGAUGUUUCCUGAGUCCGGAUUACAGUGGUAGCACGCACGAAUGUUAGCUACAAUACUAGGCAUGUUAUGUUACUAACUUGUUGCUGUUUUAUCUGUUAAUCUGUUAAAGAUCUCAAGUUUAAUUCCAGGAGGAGACAAACCCAGCCUCAGGUGGUCACAAGGUAAUGCCGGUCCCAAACCUGGAUCAGUGGGAGGGUUGCCAAAUUAUUUACUUGGGUAAAUAAAGGGAGCAGCUGAAAGUACCUGAGUGACACAAGUUGGUUUAUUGAGUAUCACCGUGUUAGUACAGACGGGAGUAAAGCCCUUUAAAACAAGAAGCACUCUCAGAGCACAAACUUCCACCGAGGCGUCUCACUCUCUGGGCAGUAUUUACUUUUAUAGGAAUAGUAUUGUAUUUUGUAUAUUGUCCAUCCUGUUUUCUUUGUUCUUUUUAAACAUACUUCAAGAAGUUUGUAGUGCAGUAAAAACAAGUACAAAGUGUGGACUUUUGUUAUUUCCCCGUUAAUCUACUUUCCAUAAUUUUGUGUAUACUUAUUUUUUUAUUUAUGUAUAUGGUACAUGUGUCGUGCUCAUUUUGCAGUUAUUAAAAUUCACUUACAUUUUUGGCAAAAAUAUCAAGUGAAAAAAGCUUUUGAGGACAAGUUUGUUUUCCAAAAAAAUAUUCCUAUUGGGGAACACUGUACACGUCAAAGUGUUAUGUAUUUAAACUGUUAAAACCUGUUACUGUACAUAAUAACAUCAUAAUAAAAUAAAUAAACUAUAUUCACAGAA